Messenger RNA from Saprolegnia parasitica CBS 223.65, 1179 nucleotides. RefSeq lists its product as hypothetical. Lineage: Eukaryota; Oomycota; Saprolegniomycetes; Saprolegniales; Saprolegniaceae. Bases 1 to 1179 code for a protein of 392 amino acids. The transcript is spliced from 3 exons. The record is from RefSeq and is a predicted model, not a curated record.
AUGCAGCUCGCGUCCUCGCCGCGGAAGCGCAAGGCGGCGGCCGCGAUGCCGUUUGACACGACGUCGCUCAAGUGCAGUGACAGCUUCCUGCAGUGGAGCAGUCUCCAAACCAUCAAGUCCAAGCGUGUGAAGGAGCUCGCGUACCUCAAGAAGCGGAUUUACGAGCUCGAGCGGGACCUCGUGCGUGCCCAGCGCUGCCACUCGACCGUGCUGCCGUGGGAAGAAGUCGCCAAGGCGCUCGCAGACGACACCCUGGACAAGGUCCGUGAGAACCGAACGCUUAAGUCGACCGUCGAGUACAACCGUCACAAAUACGCCUUCUUGCGCGAAUGGGUCCACGGCAUGACGCCACCCAAGCGCCACGUCAUUUCGACGUUUCACGAGUCGUGGCGGCACUCGCAUAUCUUUGACGGUGACGCGUCGAUGCGGAAAGCGGGCUACGAGUGGCUCACGACACACGUCUACCACAACACGAGUCGCGAGAUGGCGCGCGCGGCACCUUUUCCCGAGACGAAUGACGACUUUGUGCAUGCGGAUGUCACGUGCAACGACAACGUCAUGCACGUCGCGGUCACGUCGCAGCUCAUCGUGCCGUACCCGCUCGAGGCAACGGCGACAGCGCUUUGGGUCGCUGACCGCACGCUGCUCGGGUUUGUCUCGGAGGGCACCGUCGAGGAGCGCGCACCGAUCGCAGACAAUAUCGUCUACCAUCGCGAAGAGAUGGGUCCGGCGUCUGGUCAUAUUCGCGUCGCAGGCAACAUGCUCUAUGGCAAGUUUACCGCAUCACCCAACCGCGUCGUACUCGUCAAGCGCUCGAUUCUAAAGGACGACGCGCACCCGCUCGACUCGGACGUCUGGACGUGCGACGUCAAGCAAUGGUUCGCCAACUCGAUUGCGGUGAUCGUGGCCGACCGAGUGGACGACAACACGACGCGGUGUCGCAUGUACGACGUCACGGGUCAUCCGUGCACGGAGCGCGGGUACGUGCCGAUCCGCGAGCUCGCCAAGUGCUUUCGCUUGCAGGCGCGGGACGACGCCGAGGCCGCGGCCCUUCUCCGGCUACGCACGAUCGACAGCCAGCAGCACGAGCGUGUCCGGUUCGCCGAGCUCGUGCACAUGCUUCUCGAGCAACAGACGCUGACGGACGCCAUGGCAGCGCUCGACGAUGCGAGUUUCUAG